This is a messenger RNA of Sebastes umbrosus (honeycomb rockfish), 1233 nucleotides long. RefSeq names its product COP9 signalosome subunit 8 (gene cops8). Gene Ontology annotation, biological process: COP9 signalosome assembly; protein deneddylation. Gene Ontology annotation, cellular component: COP9 signalosome. The record is from RefSeq and is a predicted model, not a curated record. Lineage: Eukaryota; Metazoa; Chordata; Actinopteri; Perciformes; Sebastidae.
UAUCCAGUUGACGGCAGCAACAUCCCCGUCGUGCUGCUAAUCUACUACAGUCACACAGAAGAAGAGAAGAAGAAGACGGUCACCGAUGCCACAGCUCGGCAUCAACAUGCCUGCUGCUCUGAUUAUGGAGGAAAACUUUGAUAACUGUUUAGAGCAGUGUGAAGCUCAAGAGCUCGAGGCUCCAGGGGGCAUUGCAACACCUCAAGUGUACGCUCAGUUGAUGUCGCUCUAUUUACUUCAUAAUGACCUGAAUAAUGGCAGGUAUCUCUGGAAACGGAUUCCUCAAGCAAUUAAAUCGGUAAGCAAACCCUGAUUACCAUCUAUCUGGGCCGUUGCACGCAUUUGGCAGCGAGACUUUCCAGGGAUCUACACAACCAUCGCAGCUUUCCUGUCAGAGAAUAUCCUUCCAGUCAUGGAGGCUCUUCGAGAGAGCACACGGCAAAGGGCGUACAGUCUAGUGGCUCAGGCAUACACUUCCAUCGCAGCAGAUGAUUUCGCUGCCUUUGUGGGAUACUCUGUGGAAGAGGCAGUAAAGGGUGUGGUGACCCAGGGCUGGCAGGCAGACCCCGCUACCAGGAUGGUGAUGCCAAAAAAACCGGAUCCUCCCCCCGUCUCAUUGGUUCCAAAUGAGCAGCAGUUGGCCAGACUCACUGACUACGUGGCUUUCCUCGAGAACUGAUAACCCACCACUGCCACCCUUUUUUCGCUCGCUUGGUACAGAGGGAGAAAACAAAGUUGGAUAGACUCUUCCUCCAGUCCCACUCCCUGAUAGAGAUGUACCAAAAAACACAUCCAUCACCUUGCAUGAAUGCUGCAAGCUCUUCUCCGAGACCUGCCUAUUUAUGUGCUGAUCAACUAAUAUAGCUUCCCCUUGUUAAUUCAUAUGUUAAAAAAAAAUUUCAGACACAAAUGUUGUAUUAUAUUAUUUCUUAUUCUGCUCUCUGAAACCCACCUGAUGUAUAGAUUCGGAUCUGAUUUCAAAGGAGAAAUGUGUUUCUCAUUACUGUCAGUAUAUUUUUAUCGCUAACCUAACAGACCCUUCCCACACAAUAGAAAUACACACGCUAGUAUGUACAGUUCAUCCAUUCGGUUUUAGCACUUAGAGGUUGCCUUGAAACAAAUUUGCAGAAGUCUUGGCAUGCAUGCAUCAACGUGUGGAUGUCAGUCCUCAGACCUCAUAUUUUGAAGUUUAUGUUUUGACUGGUGAAUAAAUAUUUUGCUGUUUCUAAUUUA